Pogona vitticeps (central bearded dragon) is the source of this 5416-nucleotide messenger RNA. RefSeq names its product anoctamin-7. Gene Ontology annotation, cellular component: plasma membrane. Gene Ontology annotation, biological process: chloride transmembrane transport. NCBI's taxonomy places the organism in Eukaryota, Metazoa, Chordata, Lepidosauria, Squamata, Agamidae. The record is from RefSeq and is a predicted model, not a curated record. Gene Ontology annotation, molecular function: chloride channel activity; protein dimerization activity.
AGCCCCCAGACAAAGAGCCACCUACCCCUUUCCAUCCAGGGGGUGGAGAUGACCAUAAAUACUAUGGAGAUCCCAUUUCCUUCCCAUGCCAAUCUUCCACUGCCAUUCAUCUCCAAAGAUCGGUCCCAGGCAGAUCCAAGGUGCUGAGUAUGAAAGGAGAACACAUGCUUGGCAUCUGUGAAAUGGCUCCGAGGCCAGCUAGUAUUUAAAAUCAGCAUUUCCAGGGUGCAGUGUUUAUUUGUGGGCGGAGACAGCCCACAUUUCUUAAUUUCAGGCCAUUCUUGCUUCAAAGCAGUUGGAAAAUUCUGCUGUUCGGCAUCCGUGCCUGUCUCUCAGGGCUGAAAUCCACCACCUACGUUUUCCUCUUGCCUUCUGUGGAUGGUAGCAUACCAUUCCAAGGACUUAUAAGACAUUCUCCUCCAGCAGUUGUGCAACAAUGAUGUCAUGGGGUGUCCUGUCAACACAACUGUCUUGUGUUUGGAGGAGAGCACAGUCUAGGCCAUCAGAGCUGUCAGGGAGCACCCUUUCCUGUUCCACCCAGGACGUGCUGGCUAUAUGCAAGGGCUGCACGAGAUCAAUCCAUUCUCUGCCACAUGGGUCUAAUUUCGGUCCCCUUCUGUCUGGUUUACUGCAACUCUUUCAUCUGGGUCUGGAGCAGCGGGAGGUGGAUUUAAUGCACCCCAAGUGGGCCUGGUUUCCUGCCUCAGCAGAGAACACCCAGCCUGGCCUUCCACUUUUUCCUUCACUCUUCUCCUUAGAACCAGAGUAAAUAUUUAAUGGGCCAACAGCUCCCCAGGGGGUGGGAUGGGGGUCUGUGUAUAAACUGGAGAGCAAAACAAAAGGAUGCUUUUUGGAAUAAGAAGUAACUAAGUGAGGAGGUGCUUAAUGAACUGGUUAGCACCAUUAAAAAAAUCUAAUAUAACUUAGAUUUCUUUUCUCUAAAAGCUGUGCAGGGUCUGACAGAGUUCUUUCGCCAACUAACUCCCCAGUUGCUGGCAUUACAACCAGCAUCCCAUGGCAUCACAGUUAGGCAACACUGUGACCCACUGGCAGACCCCUGGUGCUUCCCUGUGCCUGGCCUGGCCUCUGCACUUCAACAGGACAGAAGGAGGAAGGGUAGCUGAGUGUAAGCAGCUCAGUGCUCCCCUUCUAGGAUGGCUGGUGGAAACGUCCCUGGAGGAGAGGGCAGCCAGGCUCUGUUUCCAAUAAGUCUGGCACAACAAGCCCCAAAAGGCAAGAGAAGGAAGGGCAGCAGGUGGAACAGGGCGGCCUUAAAUCCUAAUCCCAGCACUGGGGCCCUCUUCACCUGCUGCCCUUGCCCAAGGGGGGAAUGGAAGGAACAGCAGCUGGGCAAGCCCCUAGCAGCAAAACAAACCAAGAGGCCAGUGUCGCCUGACAGGCUGACUACUUUCUCCUCGCCUCCAUUGUCUGGCCACUGAACUCACCAGGAGGAGAAAGGCUGUGUCUCCGCCUUCGCCUCCUGCUGCCACUCAGCGACGCAGCAGGGAGGCCGGCCGGCAAGCGAGGGCGGAGGCUGGGGAGGCGAGGCAGUCGACACCCCCAGCCCGAUCCGCCCAGCUCACCUCCCUUUGGCAGCUGGACCACAGAUGCCAUAAGCAUCCGCCGCUGCCAGUCCCCGCCCGGGACUAAAGGCUGCUUCUCCUCCAUUGCGUCCUGGCUGCAGGAAGAGCCACCGCCGCCGCCGCAGCCCACUCCCCCACUUUCCCUCGGAUGCAAGGAAAGCCGGGCCUGGAUCCCCUCCUCCGCCAACCCCAUGAUCCGCAAGAAGGGCUCCUCCUCCACUUCGGAUGCCCAAGACACUGGCUGGCUGCUCGGCCACGAAAAGAGCCCCUCGGGCUUCCUCAGCGCCCCACUGCCCAACGGAGGCCUCAGCGGUGGCGGCGGCACCAGCUCCAGCUUCGACAUGGGCGGGAGCGAUGAUGAUGAAGACCCAAUCUACAUUGACGGCACAGGAGGUUAUGAUUCUGCCAGCAACUGGACUGCCAGAGACAACUACUUCAGAGACGGGAAAACCAAGAUUGACUUUGUGCUGGUUUGGGAGGAGAAAGUGCGCCCCUCAAAGAAGCGUCAAAGCAAGCAGCACCACGAAAGAAGCAGGACAGGGGACAACUGGGAGCAGCCCCUCAGCAGACACGAGAGGUGGAGGCGAAAAUUUCUCAAGAACCUGCACAAUGCCGGACUCUUGCUGGAGAAGGAGGAGACACUAAGCGAGCGCAAGACCAUUCACUACUUGAAGCUGAGCGCCCCCUGGGAGGUGCUGAUGUAUUAUGCUGAAGAGCUCUGCAUGCGUGCCCCGCUCCAGGCCCACCCCAACCCAGACAGGAACCGUUCGGCCGACCUGCUCCAGAAGCUGCACAUCCCCAACGUUAUGGAGCAAUGGGUGCCAAACAAGCCCAUGGACUACUACACCUGCGCCUUCCGCAAGUCCAAGCUGGAUAAGUUCCUGGGCAGUGACCUGCAUGACUCCUACUUCACCAACACCCAAAGGCACCGCAUUGUGUACGAGAUCUUGGCCCGAACUCUCUAUGGGAAGCGGAAGCAUGCUGAAAUUGGCAUUGACCGCCUCCUCAACGAAGGGGUAUACUCGGCCGCCUUCCCACUGCAUGAGGGGCCCUUUGAACUUCCUGAAUAUAAUGUGCCAGGUGAAGAACUGAAUCCCCGGCAGAUCCUCUUCUCUUUCUGGGCCCAAUGGCGCUGUUGGUACAAAUACCAGCCCUUGGACCACAUCCGGGAGUACUUUGGAGAGAAGGUGGCCAUCUACUUCGCCUGGUUAGGAUUCUACACCGCCUGGCUGCUCCCAGCGGCAGUCGUUGGCACACUCGUCUUCCUGGCUGGUCUCUUUGCUAUGGGGACAAACACGCCUGCGCAAGAAAUCUGCAACAGCGCAGAGGAGUUCCUCAUGUGCCCUCUCUGUGACACCUGUGGGACCUGGCACAUCUCUGAGAUCUGCCCCAUGGCAAAGGUGGGCUACCUCUUCGAUCACCCAGGGACCGUCUUCUUCAGCAUCUUCAUGUCCUUCUGGGCGGUGACCUUCUUGGAGUACUGGAAGCGCAAGAAUGCCACCCUGGCCCACCACUGGGACUGCACGGACUUCCAAGAGGAGGAGGAACGGCCCCGGCCAGAGUUUGCCGCCAUGGCUCCUCGCAUGGAGCAGAACCCAAUCACAGGAAUGAAGGAACCCCAUUUCCCCAACCACAACCGAAUCUCCCGCAUCCUGACGGGGUCCAUGGCCAUUAUCAUCAUGCUCUGCGUAGUGAUGAUCUUCUUGGUAUCAGUGAUCAUGUAUCGUGGGAUAGUCAGCACCAUGAUGUACCACACAGGGAACAUCAUCCUGAUGACACAGGCAGGAAACAUUGCCAACAUCAGCAGUUCAAUGGUGAAUCUAAUACUCAUCCUCCUCAUGAGUCAGGUCUAUACAUCCCUUGCUGAGAAGCUCACCACAUGGGAAAUGCACCGCACACAAACGCAGCAUGAGGAUGCCUUCACCUUCAAGGUGUUCAUCUUCCAGUUUGUGAACUUCUACUCCUCCCCGUUCUACGUGGCUUUCUUCAAAGGCAGCAGGUUUGUGGGGUAUCCUGGUCAAUAUGGAAAACUCCUGGGCAUGAGGAAUGAAGAUUGCGGUCCUGGUGGGUGCCUGAUAGAACUGGCCCAGCAGCUCUUUAUCAUCAUGGUGGGGAAGCAGGUGGUCAGCAACAUCCAGGAGUUUCUUGUUCCGAAGCUGAAGGCCUGGAACCAAAAGAGGAAGUUGGCCCGGGUGCGAGGCUCCCAGAUCUGCCAGGAGACCAAACGAUGGGAGGAAGACUAUGAGCUCAUUGAGUGCGAAGGCCUCUUUGAGGAGUACCUGGAGAUGGUGCUCCAGUUUGGCUUCAUCACCAUUUUCGUAGCUGCUUUUCCACUGGCACCACUCUUUGCACUGCUGAACAACUGGGUGGAGAUCCGCCUUGAUGCCCAGAAAUUUGUCUGCGAGUACCGCCGCCCUGUGGCUGAGCGUGCCCAGGAUAUCAGCGUCUGGUUUUUCAUCCUGGACGUCCUGGCCCAAAUCUCUGUCAUUGUCAAUGCCUUCCUCAUUGCUUUCACAUCCGACUUCCUGCCACGCCUCCUGUAUCAGUACGAACACGACAGCCAACUCCGUGGCUAUGUGAACUUCACCCUGGCUUAUUCCCCACCCAGCUAUGUGGACAGCAACCACACCAUGUGCCGGUACAAGGCCUUCCGCGACACCCAUGGCAACUACACCCUCUUCUACUGGAAGCUGCUGGCCAUACGCCUGGGUUUCAUCAUCGCUUUCGAGCAUGUGGUCUUCUUCUGUCUGCGCCUCAUCGACUGGCUGGUUCCAGACAUCCCAGAGUCCUUGGACUUGAAGAUCAAGCGGGAGCGCUACCUGGCCAAACAGGCCCUGGCUGACAACCAAGAUGUGCUCCUGACGGUGAGUCACGACUCCUCUCCCUCACCAGCAAGCAGCUUUUUAUCCAGCAGCAUGAUCUAGUGCAGCUGGAAGCGAGGACUGCCAGCACUGGUUCUCCCUCCACUGUCAACCAUGCGGCUCGGCUCCAGUUUAUAGUGAAAAGGAUCCCAGAGGAUGAUGGAGACACAGAGAGGCUCUUCCUGUCUCUGCAUAAGGCUGAGGAAGACUUCAAGAUGGACAACAGCCCCUGUUGUGGUGUGCCACCGGCAGGCCUUUGGGCUACGUCGUGCUGCUUAGCCUCCACUAACACCCUUGAAGGAACUGCUUUGCUUCCUGGCUUUCCAAGGACCCUCGCUUCCAGCAGCAAGAGAGGUCCGAGUCAGUUCAGCAGAGAAGGCGGCAGAAGGGCUGGCAGAGGCAAGGCAGCAGGUGCGAACAGGUGUGGACCAGGAAAGGCUGGGCACUGGCAAUCUGCCUAAAUUGGAGGGGGGCAAUGAGGGGAGGACUAAGAGCACAAAAGAGUGAAACCUGGCUGCCCUUGGAUGUCCAGCAGUGGGUCCACCCUCCUUGUGCCAGCACGGGGGGGGGGGGAUGCACCACAAAAUCAGGAGUGAGGAAAGCCUUUUGAGGGCUGCAUGCUUUGUGGAGCAACAUUCCAAAUCCGGCGUUCCUACCCACUCGCACAACAUUGCUCACAGCUCCGAGUCUCCGUCCCAGACCAUCCUGUGACCUGAAAGCAACUGGGGUGUUGUGGACUGCAACACAAGGAGCGAGUGUCUCUUCCUGUGCCCAUGUGCCACUCCAGCUGCACCUGUGGGAUGGACAACUGCAUGCCUGCCUUUCUAUUGUCAAUGCCUGCCAUGUGUUUUCUCUCCCUGGCAUGCUCUCCUCCCAACAGCCUCAGAGUCCCCUCCCCACAUUGCCUGUGUCACGUCCCUUGGUUGCCUUACGUGCCCUGGAAGCAAGAAUAAAAUGUGGAAUGAUACCUAC